AUGGCCCCGCUUGAGCAGCAAUGGGUCAAGGUCCAGCAGAAGACCUUCACAAAGUGGCUCAACAGCAAACUCAAGGUCCGCGAGCUCGAGAUCAACGACCUGAUCACAGAUCUGUCCGACGGCAUCGCCCUCGUGCACCUCCUCGAGAUCCUGAGCAACGAAUCCCUCGGCCGCUAUGCCUCCCGGCCGAAGCUGCGCGUGCAGAAGUUUGAGAAUGUCAACAAGUCGCUGGACUACAUCAAAAGGAGGGGCAUCCAGAUGACCAACAUUGGUGCCGAGGACGUGGUCGACGGCAACAGCAAGAUUAUACUGGGCUUGAUAUGGACUUUGAUUCUGCGCUUUACCAUCAGCGACAUCAACGAGGAAGGUCUGAGUGCCAAGGAGGGUCUUCUGCUGUGGUGCCAGAGGAAGACGGCAUGCUACGACGAGGUCGAAGUGCGCGACUUCUCGACAAGUUGGAACGAUGGACUGGCAUUCUGCGCGCUCCUAGACAUCCACCGUCCCGAUCUCAUCGACUACGAUAGCCUAGACAAGAGUGACCACCGCGGAAACAUGCAACUCGCUUUCGACAUUGCGUCCAAGGAGAUUGGCAUUCCCGACCUGCUCGAUGUAGAAGACGUCUGCGACGUAGCGAAACCCGACGAGCGAUCCCUCAUGACCUACAUUGCCUACUGGUUCCACGCCUUUUCGCAGAUGGAGCGCGUCGAGAACGCUGGCCGCCGAGUAGAGAAAUUCGUACAAAACAUGAAUGGCGCUUGGGAGAUGCAGAACAACUUUGAGCAGCGGAUGCGCGAACUGCUGCGACAGAUUGCUGAGCAGCGCAAGCAGUGGGAGGAGGCUACUUUUGACGGUUCCUACAUUGAUGCAAAAGCUCAGUCCGGCAAAUUCACGGAAUACAAACGCAAGAAUAAACGCACAUGGGUUGCUGAGAAGUCAGAAGUCGCUGGACUUCUGGGAAACAUCAAGACGAAACUAUCGACUUACCGCUUGAACCCAUACGAACCUCCGCCCGAACUCAGCUUGGAAGCUCUGGAUACAGCAUGGUCGAAUCUCAUGAAAGCUGAGCGCGAGCGCUCCCAAGUCAUCAACGAGACGAUACGAGACAUCAAGAAUGCACUUCGGAAGACAUUCGCCGACAAAGCCAACGACUUCGCACUGGCCUUAAAUACCUUAUCGGUAUCCCUUUCAGCCCUGGAAGGCGAUGUUGAGGACCAAAUGGACCACACUAAGAAGAUCAGCGAUAACCUCGCGCCUUUGGAGCAAUAUUUGGACGUUAUUGCCACACUCGACGAGCAAUGCGUGGAAGCCAACAUCGAAGAAAACGACUACACCACAUACACCUACGACGAGCUUGAGUAUGAACUUGGCCUGGUGAAGUCAUCUGUCUCGAAAAAGCUGGCUUUCUUGGAAAAUCAGAUGGUCGCUCGUAACAUGACAAAUCUGACGCCAAUACAACUGGAAGAAUUCGAGUCCGUGUUCAGACAUUUCGACCGCGACGCAUCUAAUUCGUUGCAAGAGCUGGAAUUUUCGGCGGCAUUGGCCAGUCUAGGCCUUGUGUAUGACGAAGAGGAGAUGCACCAGAAGUUCCGUGAAACGAGCGGAGGACGCGACUACGUCACCUUUGAGCAGUUUAUCCGCUUCAUGGUGGAUGAGACGGAGGACCAGAACACAGCAGAGCAGGUAUUCGAGUCGUUCAAAGAGGUCGCUGAUGGCAAACCAUACGUUACAGAGCUUGACCUCCGCCACUCGCUCGUCCCGGACGAGAUCAUUGACGAUCUCAUCGCAAGUAUGCCCGAACACAAAGGCCCAGAUCUGCAGGAAGACCGCAACAUCCCAAAGUAUGACUACAUCACGUACAUGCAGCGGUACAUGGGCGGUGCGAGCAACGGCAAUGUUCUCACCAAUGGGAACUAGGAUAUCUCCGCUGAGACUAGGUUGAAUAUUCUCGCACGAGCCUACACGCAAGGCACAUUCUUGAACAGCUUGGAUCUUGCGCUGUUGCGUGACGGCGCGUUUGUGUGAUCAGUGGUGAUUGGAUAGACAAACAGCCUUGUCUGCUUGCUCGAGAUCUGGAUUGUUCACAUGCAUUGUUCGGCGUUGGUCGUAGUUCUGGAUCAGAGGUUGGCGGGUGCUUGGGUUGGUCUUUGGUCCUAAGUCCUUCAUUGGGUUGGAUUUCUUUUGUUUGCAUAAGCGAGUUUGGAUUGGGAGAGCUUAGGUAUACCCCUUUUUAAUACGAUGUCUUCUUC
Messenger RNA from Paraphaeosphaeria sporulosa, 2246 nucleotides. Its product is annotated as alpha-actin-like proteinin. Gene Ontology annotation, biological process: actin cytoskeleton organization; actin filament bundle assembly. Lineage: Eukaryota; Fungi; Ascomycota; Dothideomycetes; Pleosporales; Didymosphaeriaceae. The record is from RefSeq and is a predicted model, not a curated record. Gene Ontology annotation, molecular function: calcium ion binding; actin lateral binding. Gene Ontology annotation, cellular component: cell projection; cortical actin cytoskeleton; cell junction. Bases 1 to 1914 code for a protein of 637 amino acids. The transcript has 5 exons.